AAUUCAAAAUCAAAUUUAGUCUGCUAUAUCACAUGCUAAACUAUGCUACCCUAGCCCACUCUUAUACAUAAAUAGCCUCAUACUCAAGCUUAUCUUUAUAAUUGCCAUAACCUAAGCCAACAAACAGGAUUAUGUUACUGGUUUUCUUAGUGCUCCUGUGGUGUUUAAAUGAAUCGUUUGAACCUCCUAGAUCUUACCUAAGUGAACUACUACACAUCCAAGUGUUCCAAAUUGAUAUAUGACAAUAUCUACUUUCGAUCACGUGUCUUUGGCGACUUAGACGGAUUGCGCGUCAUCUUGCCUUCCUAAAUUUUCCCCUUCUGCAGUUCGAAUCCAAAACAUCUUUCUAUAGUACGGAGUACGGGGGAAAGAUGUUUAACUCGGUGAAUCUGGGAAACUUCUGCCCCCAGACGCGCAAAGACCGGACAUCCGAGUUUGGGGACAGAACGGGCUGCGCCUCAAACAUCUACCUCCCGAACUGCACCUACUACGUCCCCGAAUUUUCCGCCGUCUCUACGUUUCUUCCACAGGCCUCGUCGCGGCAGAUAACCUACCCAUAUUCCUCAAAUCUGCCUCAAGUGCAGCCGGUACGGGAAGUUUCCUAUGGAUUGGACCCUUCUAGUAAAUGGCACCAUAGAAGCAAUUAUGCAUCAUGCUACUCUGGAGAGGAUCUGGUGCACAGGGACUGUCUUCCGUCAUCCACCAUGACAGAAAUGCUUAUGAAAACGAACGAGAGUGUGUACAGUCAUCACCACCACCACCACCACCAUCCCAGCUCCAACCAUUCCUCCACAGGGUUCUACCCCGGCGUGGGGAAAAACAACGUCCUCCCUCAAGGUUUCGACCGCUUUUUUGAGACCGCAUACUGCGGCGCGGACAAUCAGUCAGCAGAGAAUUGUUUACAUAAGAGCGAGGCUAGUAAACUGGAAACAGAGUCCCAGCAGCCAGCGGCUCUACUGGGCGCCCCAGACCAGGACAAGGACCCAGAGGAUGAGGAGGAACAUACACAUUCGGGCUCGUGUACUUCUUCAGCCACGAAGGACGGCAGUGCCAGCAAGAACAGCCACUCGAGUACUCCUCGCACGAGGAAGAAGAGAUGUCCAUACUCCAAAUUCCAGAUUCGAGAAUUGGAGCGGGAGUUCUUCUUUAACGUUUACAUCAAUAAAGAGAAACGGCUGCAGCUUUCCCGGAUGCUGAACCUCACCGACCGACAGGUUAAAAUCUGGUUUCAGAAUCGAAGAAUGAAAGAAAAGAAAUUAAGCAGAGAUCGUUUGCAAUAUUUUUCUGGAAACCCUCUAUUGUGAACAUGUGAGGAGUGUUAAAGCAUAGGCCUAAUGAUUAUAGUCAAAGGUCAAUGACACUCUUUUCUCAGUGAAUUCUUAUCACCAGUAAUAAACAAAGUUCAAGUUACAAAAAGUAGCCCAGAUCAGCAGCCAUGUUGAACAACUAAAUGUUAUGAUGGGGUUAUUUCUAUUCCCAACAUAUGGGGUUUCUCUAUGUAUGCGUAAUAAGCCGCCAUUUUCCUGUAGCCUUCGUGCACAGAAUAAUUUCUAUUUCAGAUAUAGGCCUACAGGUGAUAUAAUAAUCAUUGAUAUGCCGUAGUUAAUAUGAAUUUCCAUGUAUUUACCACGAAUUUUAAUUCUGUGUAUUUACUUGUGCAUUUCACAAGUAUAUUAUUUGUUGAAUAUUAAAUGUUACAUCACAAUUUGGAAGCAAUGAUAGGCCUGUAUUGGAUAUUUAAAAAUGUCCCUUCCCUCUGGUCGUUGUAUAGGUAUAUGUAUUGCCUAUGUGUAGCCUACCAUGAAACCACGAUUCUCUUUUCGACUAGACUAUUGAACACAAAAUAGUAUUUACAGGCUUCAUUUUUGCCAUUGAGAACAGUGACGUGUACAAUUUGUAAUAAUGUUUUCCCUUGUACAGACUAUGCAACUAUGUGCAUUCGUAUUGUAAAUAUGAUUUCAUUUUUAAUUUCCCACCCCCUUUCCGUGCUGCUAUUUUCUUUACACCGCCCAAGCAAGCAGUGUACUUUAAAAGCUUUAAUGUUAACGCUCCUUUAAAUUAUUUGCUUUAUGCUCGGUGUUUGGCUAUGGAAGAGGAGGAGGAAAAUAUGGAGCUGUG
Messenger RNA from Salvelinus fontinalis (brook trout), 2118 nucleotides. RefSeq names its product homeobox protein Hox-C11a. Lineage: Eukaryota; Metazoa; Chordata; Actinopteri; Salmoniformes; Salmonidae. Gene Ontology annotation, biological process: anatomical structure development; regulation of transcription by RNA polymerase II. Gene Ontology annotation, molecular function: RNA polymerase II cis-regulatory region sequence-specific DNA binding; DNA-binding transcription factor activity, RNA polymerase II-specific. Gene Ontology annotation, cellular component: nucleus. The record is from RefSeq and is a predicted model, not a curated record. The coding region runs from base 372 to 1304 and encodes 310 amino acids. The transcript has 2 exons.